This is a messenger RNA of Sphaerulina musiva SO2202, 1484 nucleotides long. RefSeq lists its product as uncharacterized. The transcript has a single exon. Lineage: Eukaryota; Fungi; Ascomycota; Dothideomycetes; Mycosphaerellales; Mycosphaerellaceae. The coding region runs from base 449 to 877 and encodes 142 amino acids. The record is from RefSeq and is a predicted model, not a curated record.
AUUGGAAGACUGUGAUCGAGAAGAUGGCACCCGAUGAUCCGAAGUGGGUCGACAUGAAGCAGAAGUUCGACGCGGCGAUCGUUGAGCUUGAUCGGACCAAUAGGUGGAGCACCACUAUACUUCUGCCGUAAUGGAGCAUUGCUUGCCAUGAGCACGAACAUGAGAGGACGCUGAAUCCACGGCGUCAAGGUCCAUGUAGAACGAUGAAAGGCUCAUUUUACAGGUCUGCCACCGGAAGGAAGACUGCUGUGAUUCAAGAAGUCGCCGAGUAUGCGACGGUUCUUCGAAGGCAUGAGAAUGCCAUGAUGUAGCAUGAGUGUGGCGAGCUAUGUAGUACGUAGCUCGUGCAGAUAGCAUGAAACGUACAUUGUCAGAAAUCCCGAUCUUGUGUUGACAAGCCAACUAUUUCCUCAAAACGCAGAAAUUGAUAGCAUCAAGUGAUGAGUUGAUGUGGAUUCGCUCGUCCCGUAGCCAGCCGCUUAUGGCCGCCAUCAGAGAACCAGCGCGAACAUACGAGGCUUGGAUGAAGAUGGUGGACUCGUACUACGCUCGGCUUCGCUCGCGACCUCACAUUGUAACAAUCACUUCCUCGACAGCCUUGAGAUAUGCACCGGUGCACAAAAAGGAACAUGCAGUAGAUGCGUCAUUGGUCAGUGAGUAUCGCCGCUUUUCGGCACAGCCAAACCACGCCAAAGGCACUGCCUCUUCCACAAACUCAGCGCGCCGAGGUUCCUCAAAUAUCGGGAAAGAAUCCCGAAUAAACUUGGAGCAGUGGGCAAUUUAUGGACGCCAGGACAAAAGCCCCAGCGCAUUUUCGACACUCGCACAAAGCUGCAGUGUUAAACUUCCAACACAAAUGGCCCUCAACGAGCAAUGACGCCUGGACGAAGCUGCCGCUCGCGCAGAGGUAGGCCACAGAAGUUUUUCGGUAAUGCCUCGAGGAGUUCCAGCCAAUUGUGUAAGGACGUAUGAGCGGCGCCACUGAAACGGUGAUUUCAUACAGUCAUCGUCGCGCCAUACCAGUAGAGGUCAUACCAGAGAUUAAGCAUAGCAUCGAGGGACCGGAGAUAGACCAGAAUUGAUAUGCGAGCAAUCUUUCCUAGGGAUGCUUCCAAUCGUCCGGAAUUGGAUCAUCAAUACAAGCAACUGCGCGAACGACUGUAUAUGAUACAAGUGAAGUGAGACCUGCGAUCGCAGAUCUGGCAAUGGCGAUGCCGAGACUUUGGUGCCCCCGGGUUUGGCCGAAUAUGAGCUUCGAAGGAAAACGGCGAAAAGCGCCGAUCUAGAGAGGCGAUGAUCUUUAUCGAACGAGAGAAUCAUGGCAGUCGCAAGGAUGGUGUGGCAUCCAGGUGGUUCCCAUCCCUCUCAGGUGGUUCCCACCCCUCUCAGGUGGCAUAUGCUUGGUCAAACAAUGUUGCCAGCAUGGUUUCGUCGUCCUCGCUGGAUCAUUGUGCUCAUCCCUUCUUCCGAUGGCUUAAGAUCCC